Messenger RNA from Talaromyces rugulosus, 1584 nucleotides. RefSeq lists its product as uncharacterized. NCBI's taxonomy places the organism in Eukaryota, Fungi, Ascomycota, Eurotiomycetes, Eurotiales, Trichocomaceae. Gene Ontology annotation, molecular function: transmembrane transporter activity. Gene Ontology annotation, biological process: transmembrane transport. Bases 1 to 1584 code for a protein of 527 amino acids. The transcript has 5 exons. The record is from RefSeq and is a predicted model, not a curated record. Gene Ontology annotation, cellular component: membrane.
AUGCGAUCCCCCGCAUCCGGCUGUUCCUCUACACCUCCGCCCGACCAGGUGCAAAAGCACAGCACUGCGAUUCUUUACCUCAGCAUCGCAAUGAGUAUCUUUUCAAAGGCUUCUGCUGGCCAGUCGCACGCGACAGCCUCAGGGCCUGCUAAACAUGGCAAAGCCGCUGAGAUGCCAUACCCCAAGAACGAGACAAAUUACGAGGUGGAAAUUGCUGCUACGAGAGGGUCGUUUCGAGUCUACAAGCGACGGUUUUUCGGUCUAUGUCAACUGGUACUGCUGAAUAUCGUUAUCAGCUGGGACUGGCUCACCUUCUCCUCGAUCUCUUCGACAUCGGCUGAAUAUUUUCAAGUUUCCGAGAGCACGAUCAACUGGCUGAGCACUGCUUUCCUGUUUGCAUUUUGUGUUGCAACACCAGCGGUUAUGUACAUGCUGAACAAAGGCGGACCAAAAUCUGUCAUAAUCACUGCCUCGGUCCUGAUUCUGAUCGGGAACUGGAUUCGAUAUGCCGGCACAAAGGCCCAAGGUGGCAUCUUUGGCGUCGUCAUGUUUGGCCAGCUACUGUUGGGCUUCGCCCAGCCGUUUGCUUUGGCAGCGCCCACGCGAUAUAGUGACCUGUGGUUUAGCGAACAGGGACGUACCAGUGCUACGGCUUUCGCAACUCUGGCCAACCCGUUGGGCGCAGCCAUCGGCCAGCUUGUUGAUUCUUUCUGGACUGUGAAACCGAGCGAUAUCCCCAACAUGGUGCUUUGGAUUUCAGUUAUAGCGACAAUUACCUGUAUACCUUCAUUAUUCAUCCCAGCACGACCGCCCACACCGGCGAGUGCGUCAGCGGCAGUCGCCAAAACUCCAUUUGGCGAAUCCAUCCGCGGAAUUGUGCGGUUCCGCGAAUUCUGGCUGAUCUUCAUUGCCUUUUCUGUCUACGUUGGCUUCUUCAACAGCGUUUCCACGCUGAUUAACCAGAUCCUUCUUCCAUAUGGCUUCUCUGAAACAGACGCCGGCAUUGCCGGUGGUGUCCUCAUUGUCGCCGGUCUAAUUUCGUCGGCGAUUGUGUCGCCCAUCAACGACCGAUAUAAGCAAUAUUUGCUUGUGAUCCGCAUCUGCGUGCCCGUCCACGCCAUUUCCUAUAUUGGUCUUUACUUUGCCCCCUCUAGCCCCUAUGGCCUCGCUCCGAGUAUCGUCGUCUGCGCCCUCCUUGGCGUGAGCGCCUUUGCCUUGCUGCCCGUCGUGCUCGAGUAUCUCGUCGAGAUCACGUACCCGUACUCGCCUGAGAUCAGCAGCACUUUACUCUGGAUGGGUGGCCAGCUCCUCGGCGGCAUCUUCACGAUUAUCCAAACAGAACUCAAGGCCGGACAAGAUGGCGCCCAUCCGCCACAGAACAUGAAAAGAUCGCUUAUUUUCAGUGCUGUCAUCGCUUGCGUCGUCGCGCUGUUUCCGUUGACGCUGAAUGUUAUUGGUCCUAAGAUCGUGAAUAGACGCCUCGAGGCUGAUUGGAAUGAUAUACAUCAUGCUCAUAAUCGAGAUCUGGAUGUUCCGUUGCAGAACAGGAAUAAUACUGCUGAGGCCCGCGUCACUGAUCAGUAA